ACUAUAAUCCAACAAACAUGAGAUUUUCAACUAGGCUACAUGUAUUCUCUGUCUCUUUCUUUUAAUUCCCAUCCAAGGACCCUCUUCUUUUCAUAAUUUGGAUGUUCGUUUUGUUACAUCCCCUCCCUCCCAUAGAUGCUUAUAAUUCUUUUCAUGACUCUCUCCCCCUUCCCUCCACUGCCUGUAUGAUAGGUUGUGACACUACACACCUAGUGUAUACCUCUCCUCACCACCAGCGCUCGCCUGGCGUGAUCACCUGCAGUGGGCAUGGUCUCUGGCUUCAAAUUAGCAGCCCGCACUUUUUCUUUCAUUCAUAAAUUAUAUAUUCUAGAUUUCUCGAUCUAGGUCACAUUUAUUUAUUGAAAAAAAUCAUAGAUUUAUUAAUCCCAAUAAUAUUUCUUAUUACGAUUUUGCCUUGUGCACUAUAGGAGAAUGUGUUUAAUUCAUUAUUAUUCAUUGAAACACCUCCUUUUUUAAUUUUUUUUAACAGCUAACAGUAUGAAUGUGAUUGGAAUGUCUUUCUAAAGAUGUUUGGAAGCUUAUUUUGAUAAAUCCACCAGCCUACGAUCAAACAGGCUCAUAAUAUAGCCUUCAUCCCUUAUAUGGGUAUGAAUUGCCGGGGGAGGUUUAAACAAUAGCUUUACAUACUUGGUUACCGAGAAUCUAAAAAACUGCCAUCUGCUUUGGAAAAGCGGAACAAAAAUACAGGAACUUAUCUAAAAUUGGACAUGCACUGUCCCGAAACAUCGUUUUUAGCUCCAAACAUAAAAACAAAUUAAUUAUAAACAAAAAAAGCGACGUGUUUCUUAAAGGAGAUUUUGAUGAGCUGUGCCUAAUAUAAGAAGCUACUAUAGAUUCGUUCGACUCGGUAACUUAUUAGUAACUAGAAUAGAUCUAAGUCUACUUCAACUUGUCAAGUCCAACUUAAAACUACAAUCUAGAUGUAGUCCAAGUUAAAGAAAAAUGGCGAAUAGAAUAAGUAUUGGAGAUGCAUAUAAUCGUUUUAUGCUUUUAAACCAAAUGAGUGUUAAUACCAAGGAAAAUGCUAGAGAAAAUGAGAGAAAAACUGCUGACAGUCACAAUAGCUACCUUGAACGUGAACAAAACGCUUUGAAAUUAGAAAAUACCAAACUGAGAAGUGAACUGGAAGAACUAAAAUCUACUUUAAAGCAAAUUACUUGCGAAAAUUCUCAUGAAAAGUUUGAUGAAAGGCGCAUAAAUUUAAUGAAAUUUCAAACCAUUCAGCUAGAAAGACAGAUAUCUGUACUAACUGAAGCUUUAGGUUGCAGACAAGAGUCACUUUAUGAAGUAGAAAAUGUCUUGCUUUGGCAGGGAAAUAAAUUAAGGUCACUUAUUCCAAAAACUUCAAAAGGCAUAGUGUCCCUAGAGUCUACUGAUUUGACACAAAUGCUUGAAAAUCUGGAAUCAUCAAGAAUUAAAUUGUUCAAAUCAUUAGAGAAUUCAACAAAAGAGUCAGCUGGAAAACCUUUGCUGUUAUUAAAUCCAUUUUUAGGAGGAAAAUAUAGAAAAGAAGAAAGUAUCUCACUGCUGGAUAUAUCUUUACAAUGCAUGGACUAUGUUAAUUUGAGACAUGUUAGCAAGCUAGAAUCAAAAUUAAGUAUACUUUACAAAGAUUUAAUCCAAUUACAAAAAGCCUUGGAAAUAAAUGGCAUUCAAGGAAGCAUUGCUGAAAAAAAACGAUUAGACAGUAUCAUUUUGAAAACAUCUGUGAAUAUCAAAGAUGCUGCUGAUGAUCUUUUAAGUCUGUCUCUUCUCUGUCCAAGUGCACCAUGGAAGGAACUAAAAAGACCACUUUGUAAGCAGGUACCUGUUGAUAGGCUCAUGGCAGCCCUUCCUCCUCUUCCCCAAUGUAAGCGGGAGGAAGUUGUCCAUGUACUUGAAGCUUGUAUCAGAACCUGCAAUCAUAGACAUCUGUUGCUACAGAAAAAAAGUGAAGCCCUAAAAGAUGAAUUAUCAUUUCAUAGAUCAGUGUAUGAUAUACAGAUGCAGUACACACAGGAUCUCAUUGAUGCAGUCAGGACUGGCUACAAAGAUUUUGAAACAUCCAUUCAGUCUGUAGUUUGUCAAUCUUUACAAAACCUACUGGAAUCUUUUUCAAGACUAAAAAAAUCUGCAUCUGAAGAAGCAUUGAAAGAAUUUCUUCUCUUUAUCAAAGAAAAUGAAAAUCAGUUAGCUUCUAUUGUCAAAAUGCUGAGCACUGAAGACAGUCAUCACAAGGACAAUGGCUCAACAUUUGUGUCCCAAUAUGGAGAGACAUUUUUAACCCAAGUUAACGACUUAAUUAACCAGUGUCAACAGAAGCGGGAUGAAUCUAUCCACAAGAACAAACAAAUACAAGAGCAACAGAGCCAGUUAGAGGAGGAGCUGUGUAAACUUAUUGAGGAACUAGAGGCUAAAUAUGAUAAGCAAUGGAUACUGCAAUCUGCCAAGAGAGAGAAGAGCAAUGAUACCAUACAGAGAGGUUUUGUGGAUGAAAAACAUCAGAAUGUAUCCAGUAGUUCACAAAUGCCUUCAGAAACACAUCUUUCAGACAGUACUAGUCAUUCUGAUUAUAUUCAUGAAACAUCAAACAAGGGAAACAGUAUCCUCAUAUAUGACAGGAGUGACAUUCCUAAAGUGACAGAUUUAGUUUAUAGGAAAGAUACUGGUUGUGAAAAGUUACAUAGAAGCCAGCAUUUAAAUAAGAUUGAUAGAGCAAGCCCACACAAUUCUGGAAUGUUAAGUGUGUCUGAGACAACUCAAGAAAAAAACAGGGUGGCAUAUUCAAGAAAUGUAAAAAAUAGAAAACCUUCAGUGCCAUUAGUAGCUCAAAGAGUGUUAAAAUUACAAAGACCUAAAAGCUUAAUAAAUCUAGGUAGUUCCAAGAAAGAGAGAGAUUCAGAUAAUGAUGUAUGAUUAAAAUAUUUAUUUAUUUUAUAAAAUGCUUGUUAAUAGCUCAUUCUUGUUAUUUAUUGAAAUUAAAACUUUUUAGAAAUUCUUUGCAACCAAGAGUAGAGUGCCACAAUUGCAAACUUUUUCAAAUAUGCAGAGGAAAUUUUUUAGGUAUUGUUUUGUAAGUUAGAUAAAUCCUAAGCUGUUUAAAGAAACAAAAUAUGAAAUCGCACCAUAAAUUUAUUUAAAAUUUAUUUUGUUGUCAAUUUUAAAGCUUGAUACAGAGCAUGUGCAUAAAAAGAAGAUAUAGCCAGAAAAUCAGAUAACAAACAAAAACAAUUUAUGAAGACAUAGAAACAAUGACUGCAAGCAUAAGAAAUAAUGUUCAAUAUAUAAUACAGUUGUAACAUCAAAGUGUGGUACAAAUUUACAUUUUUUGCAAGUGUCUUGUUGAAUCAAAGUGAACUCAAAAGAGAUCUUUAGUAAGUGCUCUGCACAUUACAUCUACAAUGAGUUUAUUUACAAUUUCGUAUACACAUUGUAUAUAAAACAGUGGACAAACAGAUUCAACAAAAUGUAGAAGCUUAAUGUUUUAAAAAAAAAAAAAAAAAAGGGAAAACAAAAAUAUUUUAGUACCGUACUGGUACCAGUUGUACAUCAACUUUUUAAGAAAUUAUUUUUUUUUAUCUCGGGUAUGCACAAGUUGACAUGGCAAGCCAGGUGUGGCUAGUUCAUUUCAAACAAAUAGAAAUCUUUCUCAGUUUUUUGCAAUUUUUUUCUGUCACACAUCUUGGGGUGGAACCUAAAUAAACCAAUAUCUCAAUUUUUCUAUCUCUUUCCAGUUUAUUCAGCUGCUAAGAUUGUAUAUACCAAUGACACAAACAAAAAUUAAUUCAAUUUGUAACAAACAUUUACUACUUUGAAGCUCUGUUGACAAAUAGAAUGCUUAAUUCAUCAUAAAUAAAAAUUCAACAUUGAGCCAAUCAAAUGUUGUUUUGUUUCAAACAUUAGUUGAAUGUUCUAAAAUGUACCAAACAUUAGAGUGAUACAUUAAACUAUUGGCUGCAGGUAACAAAAGUGAUACUCUUAAGUCUUAAAAAAAAUGUUUUGACCUAGAACACAUACACAGCAAUCACAAAGUGAUAAUAAAUAUAGUGACAUCAAAUUACAACCAAAAGAAAUAUUUACAUUCCAUUGAGCUCAACAAAACCAGGGGAAGGAACAAAACUACUUUAGUACCAUCAACAAGAUGAACAUUUGCACACAGUUAACACAUUAGUACAUUUCAAUUGGUCAAACUGACAGCUACAUAUUUUUUAAGAUGAAAUAAAAAUGCAGAAAAUAGUACCUAGACCAACUAUAGGUAUUAUAUUCUAUAAAUAACAUUAAAAUUAUUAAGAUGUUUAGAUAUUUGUAUGGUAAGAUAUUUUUGAUAUCGCUAUAUUUGAUACAACUUUAAAAAAUGAGAGAUAUUAAGGAUCAAUAGGAUGUAUUAACAUACAAAAUGUUUAGAUUAGUUAAUAUUGUAAAAGGCUUAUCAAAACAGAAUAUUCAUUUUUACGACACUUAUGAAAUCUUGUAAAUUUGUAUUUAAUCUUACAGUGGCAAUUGAUAUUUCUUUUAUUGUGUGUGUGUGGGGGGGGGGGGGGGGAGAGAAGAGAGUAAUAGCAGAAGUGGUGGAGCCUGUAGAUGCCACACCAUUUAGUUAUGUUAAAUAAAUAAUAAAUAUGCAUACUAUUUUAACAUUAAAAGGUAAGAAUUUUUUUUUUCUAUUUCUUUUUUUGUUUAUACCUUGAAAAGUUAAUUCUUUUUAUUUUAUUUUAUUCAAGGCUUAGUAUUGGACUAUAUAAAACAUACAGUGCAGGCUCAACUGGAGACCUAACCAAUAGAUGUAGAAUAGCUAAUCUCUGAGCAAAACAUUCUUACUUCACUAAGAGCUUUAAAAAAAAACAACUAGGGUUGCAAAAAAUGAUGAAAAAAGCAUUUUUUUUU
Molecule: messenger RNA, 4884 nt
Organism: Biomphalaria glabrata
Lineage: Eukaryota; Metazoa; Mollusca; Gastropoda; Planorbidae
Exons: 13
Coding region: 964-2916 (650 amino acids)
Source: RefSeq, a predicted model, not a curated record